AUGUCUGCUCUGUCGGCCAUUUUAGCUGACCCCGCGUAUCAUGACUACUUGGCUAUCAUCAAGGGUGCUAGGAAUGGCUUUGUCUAUGGUGUAAAAGUACGAUUUCCCCAUGCUCUCAUCAUGGCCAUUUUGUUCGGGCGUGGAAGCUGGACUACUCGCCUUCGUACCAUCGCUCGUGCAACUAGACAGCACGCACUGAACCUUGCCAAAUUCGUAUCGUUGUACAAGACCUGUCUUCUCAUCCAGAAGAAGUUCAAUGGCGGAGUCCAGCGCAGCGCGGACACAUUUAUUGCCGGCCUUAUCGGCGGCUAUUUUGUCUUCGGGGAUAGAAAUGCUGUCAACGAACAGAUCGUGCUCUACGUCUGUUCUCGAGUCGUCGCGUCCCUCAUUCCUCGCGCCGGGUCCCCGUAUGCGAUGAACUCGACUGCUUCUUCUGCCGUAAAGCCCAUCCCUCCCGAUGCACGGAAAUUCUCUGUAUUCGCUGCCCUAUGUUGGGGGGCAGUCAUGUGGCUCUUCAAUGAGCGGGGCGAGGCUAUCCAGCCGGGGAUGUUCAGCUCCAUGGUCUACCUUUACCGCGAUUCGGAACAUUGGAAUAGCUUGCGGACGCUUCUUUGGCACAACAAGUAG
Molecule: messenger RNA, 627 nt
Organism: Fibroporia radiculosa
Lineage: Eukaryota; Fungi; Basidiomycota; Agaricomycetes; Polyporales; Fibroporiaceae
Exons: 3
Coding region: 1-627 (208 amino acids)
Cellular component (GO): peroxisomal membrane
Source: RefSeq, a predicted model, not a curated record